This is a messenger RNA of Pocillopora meandrina, 272 nucleotides long. Lineage: Eukaryota; Metazoa; Cnidaria; Anthozoa; Scleractinia; Pocilloporidae. The record is from the annotation of a GenBank genome assembly.
GCUCAGUUUGCUAGUCAGGCCCUAGAAGAUCCCAUGCUCAGCCGUGAUAUUCCAGACCGCUCCUGGCCUGUGGUUAGCCAAGAUAUGCCGGAUAUAUCUUGACCAGAUGCCACUUUCUAUCCCAGAUGUGGCACAUGUGGGAUAGAAAGUGGCAUCUGGUCUCGACAUGCCAUUACGGUGAUUGGGUCGAAAUCAGUGUACUGCCCAACACACUCACUCUUAUGGUAGUACCCUUAGCCAAAGCACACUUUGCAAAAUGUUGGGACACCUGA